Messenger RNA from Hermetia illucens (black soldier fly), 4992 nucleotides. RefSeq names its product chitin synthase chs-2 (gene Chs2). Gene Ontology annotation, cellular component: cell septum; cell periphery. Gene Ontology annotation, molecular function: chitin synthase activity. The transcript has 16 exons. The record is from RefSeq and is a predicted model, not a curated record. The coding region runs from base 150 to 4598 and encodes 1482 amino acids. Lineage: Eukaryota; Metazoa; Arthropoda; Insecta; Diptera; Stratiomyidae.
GUGACAACAGGUGCUGAUAAGGAGAUACUCGAUAUAGGAGGGAUGUACUUUCUAUCUGAUAGCUAAUUUAAUUACUGUCGCAAGUGCAUUGGAUGACCUUCUUUCACUCAAGUUUGAAACUUCUAGAAAGACGAUGUACUUAGUUAGCGAUGGCGGCCGAAGGAAAUGGUUAUAGUAGUGAUGAAACGGAUAUUUUGGAGGACGAUUAUAGAAGGGGCAAGCAGAAAGAUACUCCGCUAUGGGACUCAUUCCAGGAUCCUCCUAUUUCGAACACUACCGGGUCUUCUGCCACGUGGCGCAAAUUCCAAAUUGUCAUAAAAAUUCUGAAAAUCCUUGUGUAUAUUUUUGUGUUUGCAGUGAUUUUAUCGACAAGUGUUAUAUCAAAAUUAAGUUUGUUACUUGUGAUAGCCCAUCUCAUGCCUGGAAUGUCCGUUCGAUAUUGUGAUAUCAGACAUCCUAUGAAUGAAUAUUAUGCAAUUAUACCGGAAGAGUUGCGGGUGGCUUUCGUGUGGUUGUUAGUUUUCGCCUUUGCAGCCCCGGAACUUUUUACCUUCCUGCGGGCGGCUCGGAUAUGUUUUUUCAAGAACAUUAGAGUGCCGAAGACUGGUGAAGUUUUGUUGGUCGGAAUCUUGGAAUCAAUGCACGUAGUUGGGCUCACGAUUCUGCUUUUCUUUGUGCUACCAAAGAUGAAUUCCAUCAAGGGGCUGAUGAUAAUGAAUAGUCUCUGCAUUGUGCCAGGUGUACUCGGACUUCUGUCAGGACUUGAUUGUUGUUCGUGUCGGUCAAUUGUACAAUUUUUCCUAAGCGGUCUGGCAAUUUGUUUACAAUGCACAGUUUUUCUGGUCUGGCCGGUAACUGACCAUGAACCGAGCCUUUGGGCUAUUGUGCCAGCAGUUAUUUUGAUAUCAUUUCGAUGGUGGGAAAAUUACAUAUCAGCAUUCAGCAUUUUACCUCCGCUUAGACGUUUGGCGAAACUCCGGGAAAAGUUAACUCAGUCCCGAUAUUACAUGUAUCUAUUCAUUUCACCAUGGAAGGUUUGGUUGUUUUUCAUAACAGGAAUUCUUAUUGAUGGGAAAGGAUUUUCACAUUAUUUUACAAAUUUUUUGAAAGGAUGGCAGGAGCAUCAGAUACAGAUUCAAAUGAAAACUCCUUUGUACACCGAUACCGAAUGGCAAUAUAACUAUGAUCACGUGAUUAAUUCAUCUCCAAUGGCUCUCGUUUGGAUACUUUUCGCACAUGUUGGCUCAUCUUAUCUUUGCUAUAUCUUUUCGAAAUUCGCAUGCAAAAUUAAGAUUCAAGAGUUCAGCUUUUCCUUGCCAUUAAGCAUUUCCACUCCAGUCGCAAUUGUUGUUUUUGUGAUUCUAUGCGGAGUGCGAGAUGGAAAUGUAUGCGCUUAUCACGAUGUCUUCCCAGAUUACUUAUUUCUGCAAAAUCCAACGAUUUACAAUGUCUUCGAUUAUAUAUUCAGUCAUUAUAUGUGGGUGUGGCCAUUGUGGUGGAUGUCGCAAACCUGGAUCACGAGGCACAUUUGGUAUCCUCAGAAUGAUAGGAAUGCGUCCACUGAGAAAUUAUUCAUUGUACCGUGGUAUUCGACUUUUGUGAUUGACCAAUGUAUAAUGAUGAACAGGCGAAGACAGGAUCAAGAGGAUUAUGUGGUGAAUAUGGACUCCGUAACAUUCAAAGACCCCGAGGCAGAAUACGACUCAUCCACAGAAACGUCUGAUAUACGUCCGUCUGAUAAGAUCCCGCAAGUCAUGAUAUGUGCUACGAUGUGGCAUGAAACUAAGGAUGAGAUGAUGGAAUUCUUGAAAUCCAUAAUUCGAUUAGACGGAGACCAAUGUGCAAGGAGGCUAGCAAGGAAAUACAUUCAGUCGGACAAAUCGUAUUACGAUGACGAGUAUUAUGAGCUAGAAACGCAUAUUUUCUUCGACGACGCAUUCAUAACCGACCCAGACCGCUGCAAUACAUUUAGAGAUCCUCCAUUGAAUGAAUACGUCAAACUGCUCAUAGAUAACAUUGAAGAAGCUGCCACUAAAGUAUAUCAAACCAAAAUGAGUAUUGAACCGCCGACCAAAAUUAGGACACCGUAUGGAGGACGACUAGUCUGGACAUUGCCGGGUCGCACAAAAAUGAUAGCCCACCUCAAAAACAAGGACAGAAUUCGUCACAAGAAACGCUGGUCGCAGGUCAUGUACAUGUACUAUUUGCUAGGAUACCGGAUUAUGCAAAUGGACGCUUCACCUCAACGCAAAAUCCUUAUAGCGCAGAAUACCUACUUGCUAGCUUUGGACGGUGACAUUGAUUUCCAACCGCAGGCAGUGCAGCAGCUAAUUGGCCGCAUGAAGGUUGAUCCCGACUUAGGAGCGGCAUGCGGACGAAUUCAUCCGGUUGGAAAGGGACCCAUGGUUUGGUACCAAGUGUUUGAAUAUGCUAUCGGCCAUUGGUUGCAGAAAGCAACUGAACACGUUAUAGGAUGUGUCCUGUGCAGUCCGGGAUGCUUUUCCUUGUUCCGAGGUAGAGCUCUUAUGGAGAAUAGCGUUAUGAAAAAAUAUACGACGACGUCAAGUGAGCCAAGGCAUUACGUACAAUACGAUCAGGGUGAGGACCGUUGGCUGUGUACUUUGCUCCUGAAACAAAAGUUCCGCGUCGAAUAUUCUGCAGCGUCUGAUGCAUACACACAUUCGCCCGAAGGAUUCAAUGAAUUCUACAAUCAACGACGUAGAUGGGUUCCAUCGACUAUUGCCAACAUAUUGGAUUUGUUGGGCGAUGCAAAGACGAUUGUGAAGAACAACAACAGCAUUUCCAUGCCGUAUAUCUUCUAUCAGGGAAUGCUAAUGGCCGGAACGGUUUUGGGACCAGGAACUAUCUUUCUUAUGAUGGUUGGUUCGUUAGUGGCAGUUUUCAGUAUUGACAUUUGGACUUCGUUUCUGUGGAACUUUAUUCCGGUUUUGUCGUUUAUGGUGAUUUGCUAUUUUUGCAAACAGAAAUAUCAGCUAAUUGCAGCCUUUGUUAUCAGCUCGCUCUAUUCAUUGGUUAUGAUGGCCGUACUUAUUGGUAUCAUUAUUCAAGUUAUGGAUGAUGGUAUUCUGUCCCCAGCGUCACUUUUCUUUGUGGCUGUUGCAGCUCAAAUUGUGGUUACAGGUCUCAUGCAUCCUCAAGAAGCCGGAGCGCUCCUCUAUGGUGUGGUUUACUACAUUACUAUCCCAUCCAUGUAUUUGCUCCUCCUAAUUUACUCACUCUUCAAUAUGAACGAUGUUUCAUGGGGAACUCGAGAGAAUCCUCAGCCUGCUGCUGCUAAGAAGGCUGAAACCAGCAAAAAGAAGCAAACACGAUUCCAAAAGCUAUUCAACUUCCUAAAACCUAACAACGAAGAGGAGGGUGCCUUGGAUAUCUCAAUUUCAGGAUUCUUUCGUUGUAUGAUGUGUACACGUCCGAAACCCAGCGCCGAACAGGCACAGCUCAUGCAUGUAGCGGACCAACUUUCCGAGUUGAAUACCAAACUGAGAGCCCUAGAGUUGAAAUUGUCUGGAGACAUUGUUGUAAUGAUGCCGGACGGUAAAUUGGGUAAACCAGAAGAGAAGCCUGAGGACGAAGAAGAGAAAAAAACCGAAUUUCUACCAAGUUGGCUGGACGACCCAAGUCUGGAGUAUUGCAAAGUCGAUUCAUUAUCAAAAGCUGAAAUAAACUUUUGGACGAGUCUUAUCGACAAGUAUCUGAAGCCACUGGAUAUGUCGCCGGGCGCUAAGGAAAAAGUCAGCAAGGAACUACGUGGACUACGUGAUGUGGCGGUUUUUGCUUUCGUCAUGAUUAACGCUCUAUUUGUUCUCAUCGUUUUCCUGCUACAAAUUAAGAAGAGCUACUUGCACAUCCGUUGGCCCUUCAACGCUGUCAAUACGAUUGCUUUCAACGAUAAGACCAUGGAAAUCACCAUCUACCAGGAACACCUGGAACUGGAGCCAAUUGGAUCCUUGUUUGUAUUGUUCUUCGGUACGAUUCUGGGCAUCCAAUUUUGCGCUAUGUUGGUUCAUCGCUUUGGAACUAUCUCACAGAUACUUGCAUCGACUUCAUUGAACUGGUACUGCUGCUCGGCUGGAGGCGGUGAUGGUAUUAAAGACGAGCUUCGAGGCGAUGCAUACGAUAUUGCGAAAGCAUUGCAGCAACCAAAAAUCCAGUUUGAUGAUGACGAUUCAGACGCGGAGCAGGAAGAGCCCGUGCGCCGUGCUACUAUUCAUAAACUACUUAUGGAUCAGACGAAAUCGCUCAACUGGAAUAACUUGGAAGUGAACUUCAAGAGACGAUUCUUUAAAGAAGAUAAAAUUAAACUCGGCCGGAUUUCAGUGAGCCGAAAGUCGUUAGCACUCUUCCAGGAUUUGCGAAAGUCCCACAUUGAGGAAAGGAAACGUAGAAAGACCAUAAAGGAGGAUAUACAACGUCGAACAAUUAUCGCCAAUCAACAGCUAAUGGCCGAUUCAAAUUCAGUCUACGCAUUCGACAAUCCAGGAUUUACACCGUCACGAUUCGAUCUGGAUGAUAUUGAAUUGAUUGAAAAAGGUCAAAGGACGCCUAUACCAACUAGGAUUUCAGAGGAUUCUAUAUAAGGUUAUAUCCAGUAGUUUAGAUAUGUUUUUAGAUGUCUUUGAGGCUUGUGUAAUAUUAAAGGAAAUAGGAGCAGUUUAUUUCCUCCAUUUUUUACUCCUUGUAAUAAAUCCUCUCAGAAAACAGUUGGAGAAACGAAGCACCAGCUCCAAGGUGAAAUUUUGAUUGUCUGGUGCUAUCCUUCCCAAUUUCAAGGGAUUUAAUCCCAGAUUAUUUCUCUAGUAAUUUAUGGAUAUUUUCCUUUAUCUUAAAACGGGCUUUGGUAGUAAAGACAUGUCGAAAUAUACUCGAACUGAAUAUCCUUGCAAAAUCCUUGUUUAAGUUGAUAUAGCUAUUGUGGUACUCAAAAUGUAAACGUACUGUACACGGUCUAAUGCACACAGAUAUAGAUAAAUA